AUGAGUUUUCAAACCCCACCCACACUGGAGGAGCUGGGCAGACAGGCGCUGCUGAGAAAUGAAGCCUUGGUCAUCUCUGCUCUGGAGAAACUAACCUGGACACUCUUCCCAGCACUGUUCAAGGACGCCUUCAAUGGCAGACACACUAGGAUUGUGAAGGCAAUGGUGGCAGCCUGGCCUUUCCCCUGUCUCCCUGUGGGGACGUUGAUGAAGACUCCCAACUUGGAAAUCUUCCAGGCUGUGCUCGAUGCAGUAGACAUGCAUCUGAAAAGAGUGUUUCACCCCGGGUAAAAACUUCAGGUGCUUGACCUGAGGAAUGUUCCACAUGAGUUCUGGAACAUAUGGACUGGAAGAGAGGAUGGGGCCUGUUCAGCAGAGACUGUGGAUGAGAGGCCUGUAGUGAAGGUCCUUCCCAGAUAUGCACUGAGGUGGCGGCAUCUGAAGGUGGUAACUGACCUCUGCCUCAGGCUCCCUAUGAAUGAAGAGCAAACAUGCUUCUUGCAGUGGGUCCAGCAGAGAAAAGACUCUCUACAGCUGCACUGUAUAAACAUGAAGAUCUGGGCUGUGCCUAUGUGCACUGUCAAAGAGAUCUUGAGUGUUUUCCACCCAGGACGCAUUGAGGAGCUGGAACUGAACACGGGGUGGGAUGUGUCCACACUGGCACGAUUUGCUCCCUGCAUUGGACAGAUGCGGAGUCUUCGCAAAUUCUCCCUGGCACGCAUCUGUAGGAACACUUUCGGGACUGGAACCAGGACAGCAGACAGAGAAGAGAGGUGCAUCAGUAAGGUCAUUGCUCAGUUCUCCAAACUCCACUGUCUGCAGCAUCUCUCCAUAAAUGGCAUCUUCUUUCUCAAAGACCACAUGAAACAAAUACUCUGGUGCCUGAGGAACCCCUUGGCGACAAUCUCCAUCACAGGACGCCACCUGUCACAGUUGGACUUGAAUUAUUUCCCCUUGAGCCACAACCUGCAUCAGCUAAAACAUCUGGUCUUGAGAGGAAUCUUGUUAUUUGCUUCAUGUCUCAAGCCUCUUGGAGUGCUGCUAGAGCAUGUAGCAGAAUCUCUGCAGUCUCUGGACUUGCAGGGUUGUAGGAUCAAGGACUCUCAGCUCACUGACCUCAUCCCUGCCCUCAGCAAGUGCUCCAAGCUCACCGAGUUUAAUCUAUUAGAUAAUGACUUUUCCAUGCCCACCCUGAAUGACCUUUUGAGUCACACAGCCAACUUGACCAAGAUGAAUGUGGAGCAGUACCCGGCCCCUAUUCAAUGUUAUGACGAUUACGGUUACAUCUUGGUAGAGAGAUUUGCCCAACAUUGUCUUGAGCUCAUUGAUACACUCAGAGCGUUAAGGAAGCCCAAGAGGAUCUUGUUUUCCACAGAUCCCUGCCAUGAAUGUGGUGAGCGCUGUGUCUAUGACCUUGGGCUUAGACUUUGUCCUUGCCAGCGGUAA
Molecule: messenger RNA, 1446 nt
Organism: Peromyscus maniculatus bairdii (prairie deer mouse)
Lineage: Eukaryota; Metazoa; Chordata; Mammalia; Rodentia; Cricetidae
Source: RefSeq, a predicted model, not a curated record